AAGCUAUUACUUCAUUGUGUCUAAUCUAAUAAAUAUUAUAUGUGCGGGUUUAUUACCAUAUUAACAGCGGUUGGUGCCCACGCUUUUGAAUAAUGGAAUCAAUCUAUAAAACAGCACUUUCAAAAUCAAAUCUUUUUAUAAAGAAAAAUAUCACAAACAUUGGUGAAGUCAUGGACAAUUUACUUAAAGAUGACAGUCUGACUUGGGACGAAAGGAGUAAAAUAGGACUAGAAAAGGACAGCGAUGAACAGUGUCAAAUUCUCCUAGAAAUAUUGAUAAGAAGAGGUGGAAACAACUAUAAUAAUUUUUUGGAUGCUCUGUCUCUUUCUGGAAACAACCAUAUUGUAGAAGAAAUUGAAAAGGCAGCAAAGAAAAUUGCCAACAGUGAUAGAAAGUUUCUGUCGACAGAAAAUCUCUUCGAGGAGAAGAAAAAAGGUAUGGAUGACGCAAAAUUACGAGUUAUUGAAUUAGAAGAAAAGUUAAAUAAUAAAAAAGAGAAGCUGUCAACAGUGCAUGACCAGCAAAUUAGAGCACUGGAAGAUCUAAAAAAGUUGAAAGAAAAGGCCAAUAAUCAAGGAGGAGAAAUACGAAUAUUGGAAAUGAAGAACCAGGAUAUGGAAAGGGAAAUCAGUAGACUAAAACAAACUAUUGACUAUUUACAGAAACAAAUUACACUGAAAGAUGGUGCGUUAAAGAGGGUAAUGGAAGAAAAAAGAAAACUAGAAACUGAACAUACAAGAGCUAUACAAAAUUUAGAAAGAAAACAGGAUCAAACACAGAAAACGUGUGAAAAACUAUCGGAAAAUGUUGUAGCACUCACAAAGGCUGUCGUUUCCUUACAAACCGAAAUAAAAACUCAUCAUCCAAAGGAGCAGCCAAGACAGUAUCAACUAGAUAUUUCAAAUGAGACACCGAGAACUCAACAGCCAAAACGAGAUAAACAAAAUCUUGUUAAUAAAAGCCUUCGAUCAUUGCCACAUAAGAUAUCAACCUGUAAUUUUGGAGAGGCAGCAGCAUGGAAACAGAAGAAGUCAAACCGGUGAAUCUAGAAAUAAAAACAAAUAUCCAUUUAAUGUAUCUACUUGUAUAUUUGUCGGCUUUGACUAUUUUCUGCGGUGGGGAUUGGGAGAAGGUCGGACGAAAAACUGCGUUUUGAUUUAUCGUUUGUUGUGAAGGGAGAUUGAAUUUUUGUAAAUCACGAAUUCAUUAUUAAAACAAAUGAAAUUAUUUUGAUUGGAUUUUCCAAAACCUAAUUUACAAUCAAGUAUGCCAUCUAUAUGUUGUCAUAAUUUAUUUUUAUGUUUUAGAUUUAAACACCUGCUCAUUGUUUUAAAUUGUCAUAUCAUUAACGGUAAACCCCCUGAUUAACUUUUUAGGUAAAAUAAUUAUUGCAUAUUAAGCGGCAUAUGAAAUUGAACGAUACAUGCACUUUUUUCAAUUAUUAUCUUAACUAUUUUUGAUAAUUACUAUAAAGCUUUGUGAACUUUGA
Molecule: messenger RNA, 1489 nt
Organism: Mytilus californianus (California mussel)
Lineage: Eukaryota; Metazoa; Mollusca; Bivalvia; Mytilida; Mytilidae
Product: repetitive organellar protein-like
Exons: 2
Coding region: 93-1043 (316 amino acids)
Biological process (GO): regulation of apoptotic process
Source: RefSeq, a predicted model, not a curated record